Carassius auratus (goldfish) is the source of this 2124-nucleotide messenger RNA. RefSeq names its product abscission/NoCut checkpoint regulator-like. The transcript has 11 exons. The record is from RefSeq and is a predicted model, not a curated record. Gene Ontology annotation, biological process: abscission; mitotic cytokinesis checkpoint signaling. Gene Ontology annotation, molecular function: phosphatidylinositol-3-phosphate binding; metal ion binding. Bases 115 to 1413 code for a protein of 432 amino acids. Gene Ontology annotation, cellular component: midbody; cleavage furrow; centrosome. Lineage: Eukaryota; Metazoa; Chordata; Actinopteri; Cypriniformes; Cyprinidae.
UUACAUGCUCAUAGCGUCAUGAAUGAAGUGCCUCUGAAAUGGUAACUCACACUAAAUGUCUGUGUUUAAUUACAGUCUUAAGCGUUUAAAGUCUCACACUGGCAGAAUCUCGAUAUGGAUAAUCGCUGUUACUGCUGUGCAUCAAAGUUCACUCUCUUCAGAAAAGAGUUGGGUUGUAGAAACUGUGGCCAUUCUUUCUGCUCUGGAUGUCUGACAUUCAAUGCUGUGGUGCCAAAAUAUGGAAACAGCCAGCAGAAAGUCUGCAAACAGUGUUAUGGAAACCUAACCAGUCCGAGUGAACAGACUGAUGCUGGACGAUGGUCCCCACCUGAAAACUACAAAAAACGAGUCGCUGCUCUUGAAGCCAAACAAGCGUCGCAGAAUCAGCCUUCAAGACCUUCGGGAGGAAAAAACAGCUCUGUGAGUCUGAUUUCAACCAAAGGACUCAGUAAAGAGGACCAGAUCAUCGCAGAACGACUCAACAAGCUGAGAGAGGAAACCAAGCCGAAGUCCAUCCCGUCAGAAAAGGAGCUGGAGUCUCGUCUCGCUGCUUUAAAAGCCCCGCUUCAGUCCGUGCCGUCUGCUAAAGACAUGGAGGAGCGUCUGGCCGCGCUGCAGGGACGACCCUCGCCCGCUCAAGCCCCACGGCCUGUUCAUCAGCCGCCCGACAGCAGGACUCAGACGGAGCAGACCAAUGACCUGAUCUCACAGAUGACGGAAGAAGUUGCUAUUGAUAACCAGCAGACGUCUUCAGAGGAUGGACCGUUAAACGAUCUUAAUAAACAAGAGGGCGGGGGUGUGAAUGAGAACGUGGAUGACGGCGAGCUGUCAAUCAAACAGCUGGAGGCGGAGAAAAGCCGAGUGCUUGAGGAGGCCAUGCAGGAGCUGAAGAAAGACAAACAAAACCAGCAGCAGAUGCUGGAGAUGGCCAGGAGACUGGCUUUCCUGCAGGGACGGGAUCCUGAGCAGGUCCGACUUUCAGAUUUCCAGCAACCUGACAGUGAUGAGGAGACAGAGGAAGAGGCCAUCACCAGGGUGGUGAAGCGGUUAUCAGAGGAAGCAGCUCUAGAUGAGGCCAGCGGAUACAACAUCCCACCAGAGCUCAGCGGCCCGAUGAACAGAGAGAAGGACAAGUCCAGCAGGAAACCGCUCAUAGUGCCAUGGUUUAAACCAAAGCUGGCAGCUGCUGCCUCACAGAUCCAGCGUGUAAAAGAUGAUGACCGUGAUGAGGAUGAUGAUGAAGAGCUACCGUGGUGCUGCAUCUGUAAUCAGGACGCUACCAUUCGCUGCCACACGUGUGAGCGAGAUCUGUACUGCGCUCGCUGCUUUAGGGAAGGUCACGACAAAUAUGACAGAAGAGAGCAUCGCACUUCCUCAUAUACGGCUCCUAAGAAAGGCAAGAAGAAGACCUGAAGCCUCCACGAGCAGCUGUAGGAUUUAGGUGAUCAACUUAUUUAAUUGUAGCCAACAGAACAUAAUAAUGUCGCUUAAAUAUGCUUCUGACGACACAAAGCAGCCUUAGACUCAAGAUUGUAGUCUUAAAAUGAUGUUGUUAUCAUCGUUGGUGGAAUUACUAGACUCUUAGACGCUUGAUAAAUGACGGGUUUGUUCACAGACAGACUGUAAUAUGAACAUCUGUUAAUAUAAAACUGGACUUAAAACUUUAAUAAAAGACUUGCAGGUCAUGUGCUCUAGAGAACUAGUUAUAGUUUUGGCAUCAUAUGCGCUCUCAUUGGUUUACACACAGCAGAUCUGCUACACAAUCAUCACUAAUUGCAUUAUAAAGAAUGCAUUCAUAAUUCUAAAUGGUUUUUGAGAAUUCUCCUGUUUGGAUAACGAAGGAAAGCCGUCGUCUCUAGACUCGAAGCUGUUCUGAGCUGCUCUUUACGCCGCGUCUUCUCUUUGCUGGCAUUUCCAUGUUGUGGUGAAUAAUUCAAAGGCUAGUAUUGAGGGUAAGCUGAGCGCUGUCAGAGACGAAUGACAGGAAGUCCAUGCAGUGCAUUCGUUUUCCUGAGCCGAACUGACAUUUAAGACACUACAUGACUUCACUGGCUUGUACUGUACUGUUAUCAGCAUUGGCAGAGAUAACAAUAAAUAAGGAAUAAAUGGAAAUCAUUGAAUGAA